Messenger RNA from Temnothorax curvispinosus, 1598 nucleotides. Its product is annotated as carbonic anhydrase 9-like. Gene Ontology annotation, molecular function: zinc ion binding; carbonate dehydratase activity. NCBI's taxonomy places the organism in Eukaryota, Metazoa, Arthropoda, Insecta, Hymenoptera, Formicidae. The record is from RefSeq and is a predicted model, not a curated record. The transcript is spliced from 6 exons. The coding region runs from base 589 to 1521 and encodes 310 amino acids. Gene Ontology annotation, cellular component: cytoplasm.
UUUACGCAUUAUUGUUAUGGAAAAAGCAUCUUGUUAUUACUUUUGUAUUACGAGACGCGUCUGUAACUUGAAAGAUCACCACGCAUAUGCAGCUGUGAUGAGUGCUUUCCAUUUACUGACACAAAUCGACACAAGUGUCGUUCUGUCUCUGUUAUUUAUAUUGAAUGCCAAGAAGGGAUGGAACGACGUUUGUGUCGAUUUGUGUGUCACUCACACAUGGAAAGCACCUGAAUGAUAUAUGUACUGCUGCAAAUUAUUUAAUGGGCACAGUCAUUCGCGAUGUCUUACACACAACUAGUUUAGUUAAACUUACUACAUUUCAGUUAACCAUUUGUUUGCCAUUCCUUCGUAACCGCCUGUCAAAGUGUGCCGAACGUGUCUUACCCUGCAUGUAUGUACAUCUGAAUAUGUACAUGUUAUACAGAGUGUAAGCAUAAGUUUACAGUUGAGCAUUGUAAAAAGGUACGCAAUGUGCGUAGGGUAACCGCAAGACCAAACGACAAAACGAUAAAAAUUAGGAAAACCAUUAUCUCUUUUAAUGUACAUGAUAUAUGGAUCAUAUAAUUUUUACGCAAAAAGAAUUCAGAGAUGCAUAUCCUGCGAGUUAUAUCUCCGGCAUGGCUAAUUCUCGUCCUUGAUUCAUGUAAUGGCAUCAAUGGUUUCGGAUACAGUAAGAAAGAGCAACAUUUGUGGCCGCAAAAGUACGACGUGUGUGCGGGAAAACUACAAUCACCAGUGGCUAUAUCCACAUCAAAAGCGAUCGCUUUACCGCUUCCGGCUCUCGAGAUGGUCGGUUAUCAUGAUUUUCUUCCAACGCCGCAAAUAUUGAUGAAUAAUGGAAAAACCGUUAAACUUACUACAGACAAGACGGCGAUACAUGGAAGAUUGCCGUAUAUAUUCGGUGCUAUACUGCAACGGAAUCAACAAUAUGAAAUGGAAGAAUUGCAUUUUCACUGGGGCAUAAAAAAUAAUAGGGGUGCUGAACAUGUGUUAAACGGUGUAAGAUAUCCAAUGGAAAUGCAUAUUGUACAUCGCAAUAUGGCAUAUUCCAAUUUUUCGCAUGCACUGCGGCAUGAAGACGGUGUGGUCGUAGUAGCUACUCUCUUCCAGUUGCAAGAUGAGGACAAUGAGCUCGUUCGAUCUCUCAUAAGCGAGCUACCAGAUGUGCAAUGGGCACAUACGAAACUAUCGGUCAACAUAUCUCUCGCUCUAGCAUUCCUGAUACCGUCCAAUACCGAUAUCUUUUAUACAUACAAGGGAUCUCUCACGACUCCGCCUUGUAGCGAAGUAGUCACCUGGAUAAUUUUCGCCGUUCCAGUCCCGCUAUCUUUCCGUCAGGUGAACACGUUUCGGAAACUCUCAAACGGCGAGGAAAUAUUAGGCGAUAAUUUUAGACUAUUGCAAGAUAUCGGUCAACGUAAGAUAUAUAUUAGAAGAUUGGACCCGUCACUCUGGACAAAAGAUAUCAAGCGCGAUGAUUCACGAUUAAAAUUUGCAAAUUUGAGUUGGUUUUGGUCAUAACGCAAUAAUCGAUAAUCGGUAAUUUUUAACUUGUACAUACUUUUACUUGUAUAAAACUGAAAAAUUUGCUGCUGCUG